Molecule: messenger RNA, 494 nt
Organism: Saccostrea echinata
Lineage: Eukaryota; Metazoa; Mollusca; Bivalvia; Ostreida; Ostreidae
Product: hepatic lectin-like
Exons: 4
Coding region: 121-480 (119 amino acids)
Molecular function (GO): signaling receptor activity
Source: RefSeq, a predicted model, not a curated record
ACAGUGAUUUCAGCAGUACUCUCGGUUUGCCCUGUAGACUGGGCUGAAUUCAGAGGAGAGUGUUUAUUUUUUGGUCAUGACAGACGAUCAUGGUUAGAUGCAGAGAGCCACUGUCGACAAAUGCAUGCGUAUUUGGUGUCCGAUGAUAAUGCAGACAAACACGAUUUCAUCUCCAAAAUAACGAGUGUUCUUCAUUCACUGCGCCAAAGCGCCUUCUGGAUCGGCGCUAGCGACUACGCAGUUGAAGGGUCGUUCCGUUGGUUGGAGACGGGAUACCCAAUCGGGAACUUCUCAGCGUGGGGCGCUGGUAAACCCACAAGAAAUGACACGAACAACUGCGUGCGCAUGUUUUACAAUGGGGACACGUUCAAAUGGGAGGAUUACAACUGUAAUGAUAGAUACACGUACUUCAUUUGCGAAAAACCAGCGGAAGGUGGAGGUUCUGCCACAACUGAAAAAACUCUUGUUAUUGGAAAAUGAGAAGGAAAUAAAAG